Stylophora pistillata is the source of this 1956-nucleotide messenger RNA. Its product is annotated as protein-glutamine gamma-glutamyltransferase K-like. The record is from RefSeq and is a predicted model, not a curated record. Lineage: Eukaryota; Metazoa; Cnidaria; Anthozoa; Scleractinia; Pocilloporidae.
AUGUUCACAAAUACAUCGAGUACUGAGACAUCACUUUUGAAGGAACGUUCAAGGACUCUAAAAGCGUUGUUCGUUUCUGACAGCGAAGGCGUCGUUCGUACCGAACAUAAUUUCAUUAACGUAUGCAAUUACACAAAAAGGACAACAGGCUUGCUCACAGAACACUAUGAGACAGAACAUCUGAUCAUCAGAAGGGGACAGACAUUUCAUUUCACUGUGACGUUUAACAGAGAAUACAAACCUGACAUUGACAACAUUGUACUACAGUUUGAGAUAGCACAGCUGCAUAAGACUUAUCUCAUGGAAGAAACUGCACGCCCCGUCACUUCAAACAUCUACAAGGACUUUUCUCCGAUUGGUCAGUAUGAAGUAUUUAUAGAGACAAUAAUGAUCGAUGACAAGAAAUCAGUGUUUAAGUACAAGGAUGGUGGCACAGUCUGCGUCUUGUUUAACGCCUGGUGCAAAGAGGACUCCGCAUACAUGGCGAGAGAAGAUUAUCGAAGAGAAUAUGUGUUAAAUGAAUUUGGAUACAUCUGGGUGGGUUCUGCGAAACAAAAGGAGGAAAUGCCUUAGACGUUCGGCCGGUUUGAAGACGUCUCACUGGAAUGUGCAUUAUGGCUGAUAAACAAAACGCGACUCUCUGCAACUUCGAGAUCCAGUCCAAUCCAGAUUUCACGAAUUAUAACCGCAAUGGCAAACCACAGGGAUAGUGAUGGUGGAAUUUUAUUUGGACGAUGGACUGAGAAGUACCCCAAGAACUGCACUCCGCCAUUUGCUUGAACCGGAAGUACAGCCAUUCUGGAAAAAUUCAUGAAAAAGAAGUCUUCUGUGAGAUUUGGGCAGUGCUGGGUGUUCUCGGGACUGGUCACUACACUGCUGCGAGCGUUGGGAUUACCCACCCGUAGUGUAACAAACUAUGAAUCCGCGCAUGACACUGACAAUAGUAUGACUAUCGACUUUCGCCGGGAUGAAGAGGGCAAUCCGUUGGAUGCAUUCAAUGAUGAUUCGGUCUGGAAUUUCCACGCGUGGAACGAAUCAUGGUUCAAGCGUCCUCAGGCUGAUUUACUAGAUGGACAUGAUGGAUGGCAGGCGCAUGACGCCACACCUCAAGAGAUAAGUGAAGGUGUCUUCCGUUGCGGUCCUGCCUCUGUAAAGGCAGUUAAGAACGGCUAGGUGUAUCUCCCUUAUGACACAGGCUUUGUUUUUGCUGAGGUGAAUAGCGACCGGGUGAACUGGGAUGUAGAUGGUGACGACGGCGUAAUGAAGGCUGGCUAUGUGGAUAAACACAGCAUUGGCAAGUCCAUCAGCACGAAAAAGCCUGGUAAAGGCUGCCGCAGACUGGACGUCACUUCAGCCUACAAACACCCUGAGCUUUUAAUGGAAGUCGUUGAAGUUGAUGUAGUCAGUAAACAAAUUGACCCGAGUUUUGAAAAAAAGACGUCAAACGCCCUCAAGGCAGACUGCAUUAUUCAGAGAGUAACAUUUAACCCAAAUAGAGCUUCUCCUGGUGAGAUCCUAAGGGUUCCUGUUUCAAAGCUUGAUAAUGAUGUAGUACUUGUGCCUGGAUCGCUUGCACUCGUCUUCAACAUGACAGUCAGUGGCCAUGCAAACAAUUUCCUCGUGAACAAUUUAUCAAGAGCUCUUGUUGAUAGACUCACUUUGAAGUUUGCAGGAGAAAUUGUACAAGACACUAAUGCUUCUGACCUAUUCAAGCUCUAUGAGGACCUCUUCUUCACUGAGAAUCAGAGAGCAAGCAUGUUCAGAGAAGGUAUUCAAUCUACAGAUCUUUCAAAAAUCAGAUGCGAUGCUGGAAAUAAGAAGACCUCUGGUGUUGAUAAAGAGAAGAAACUCAAUCAAGUCAAUGGAAACAUGUACAGGAUUCCAUUGGAUCAUGAGAUUUUAAAAGAUCAUGGAGUCUUUUUCCCCACAGCUCUUUCUCAUGAGCUUCUCAGUUGA